ACAACUCCCCCCCCUCCCGCGUAGACAGCAGUGUUCUGCCUAUUUAUAUUUGUGAGUUUUGCUUUUGAUAAACUAAAUCCAGCAAAUCUAUAAAACUUCUCUCUCUUGAAGAAGUAUAAGAGCAAAACCAGAAUUUAGAACUAUACAUAUUCAUACUAGGAUCAAAACUGACCAGAUUUAUCUAUUUUUAUCUUUCAAUUGUUUUAAUAUCUCAAUUAACUUGAAUAGAUAUUGUUUCAACUUUCAACCGGUUUUUCACAAGAGUCAUUCAAAAACUUGUUUCGACCUACUCAUCAUUGUUAUACAUUCUGCGCUCAUAUUUACAUGAUAAUUAUUUUAGUAUUUAAUAGAGUUCCCGAUUAUUCCGGGAUUAGUUAUGACAACAAGUGAACUAUAUUCAAAGGGUGCUCGCAUCUGGAUACCUGAUCCUGAACAUGUAUGGGUUGGUGCACAAGUUGAAAAAUUUGAAAAAGAGGAACUAAGCGUUGAGCUAGAAGAUGGGCGGAAGCAGACAAUUAAAAUCAAAUCAGAGGAUCAGUUACCUCCUUUAAGAAAUCCUGAUAUAUUAAUUGGUGAAAAUGAUCUUACAUCCUUAUCAUACUUGCAUGAACCUGGAGUUCUCUACAAUCUACAAGUGAGGUUCUGCAACCAAAAUGCAAUUUAUACAUAUUGUGGUAUUGUGUUGGUGGCGAUCAAUCCUUAUGAGACCCUCCCUAUUUAUGGCACUGACACUAUCAUGGCAUACAGGGGUCAGUCUAUGGGUGACCUUGACCCUCACAUAUUUGCAGUCUCUGAAGAAGCUUAUACACAAAUGGAAAGAGAAAGCAAAAAUCAGUCGAUCAUCGUGAGUGGUGAAUCCGGAGCAGGCAAAACUGUGUCAGCAAAAUAUGCAAUGCGUUAUUUUGCGACUGUCGGAGGAUCAUCAGAAGAGACGCAGAUUGAAAAAAAAGUUUUAGCUUCCAAUCCAAUUAUGGAGGCAAUAGGAAAUGCUAAGACGACACGAAAUGACAAUAGCUCAAGAUUUGGAAAGUAUAUUGAAAUAGAUUUUAAUUCAAGAUAUAAUAUUAUUGGGGCAAACAUGCGAACAUAUUUGUUAGAAAAGUCUAGAGUCGUCUUUCAAGCUUCAGAUGAGAGAAAUUAUCACAUUUUCUACCAACUUUGUGCAUCCUCUGAACUUGAAGAGUUACAGGAUCUACAGUUAGGUGACAGCUCGUACUUUCAUUACACCAACCUUGGAGAGGCUCCUGAAAUCUCUGGAGUGGAUGAUGCAAAAAAUUUUCAAGACACAAAAAAUGCAUUCUCCUUAUUAGGAUUCUCCCAUGCUCAACAAAUGAUGAUAUUUAGAAUUCUUUCUGCCAUUUUGCACCUUGGCAACAUUCAUGUAAUGAAAGGAGGCAAAAAUCAAGAUGAUGCAGAUAGUUCAGCCAUUCCAGAUAGUGAUCCCCACCUAGUCAGUAUGUGUGAUCUUCUGGGCAUUGAUUGUGAUCAAAUGAACACUUGGUUAUGCAACAGAAAAAUACAAAGCAUGAGAGAAGUUAUAACAAUGCCUCUACCUCACUCACAGGCAUUGUUUGCGAGGGAUGCCCUUGCCAAACAUAUCUAUUCACAAUUAUUUGAAUGGAUUGUGAAACAGAUCAACAAGUCCCUUGCGUCUAAUAAAAAGAUUCACAAGUUUAUUGGCGUUUUAGAUAUUUACGGGUUUGAAACUUUUGAAAUCAAUAGUUUUGAGCAGUUCUGUAUUAAUUAUGCAAAUGAAAAACUACAACAGCAGUUCAAUAUGCAUGUGUUCAAACUAGAGCAAGAGGAGUAUGUUCGUGAGACCAUAGAAUGGAAGUUCAUAGAUUUUUAUGACAAUCAACCCUGUAUAGACCUCAUCGAGAGUAAAUUAGGAAUUCUUGAUCUUUUGGAUGAAGAAUGCAAAAUGCCGAAAGGUUCAGAUGAGACUUGGUGUCAGAAACUGUUUUCUCAGUGUAAGAAGUGGAAGCAUUUUGAAAAACCCAGACUCUCAAAUACAGCUUUUAUUGUCCAUCAUUUUGCAGACAAAGUGAAAUAUGAAGUCUCAGGUUUUUUAGUAAAGAAUAGAGACACUGUCAUGGAGGAACACAUCAACAUACUUAAAGCUAGUCAAUAUGAAUUGGUUGGAGAGCUCUUUGAAGAACAGAAGGAAAAUAACAGCCUGAAACCGGUUGCCAAAGUAAGAUCAGCUGCUCCUCCUCUCAAAAGCGGGCAGAAACAACACAAGAAAACUGUCGGAUCUCAGUUUCGUGAUUCAUUGUGUCUUUUGAUGUCGACUCUCAAUGCAACAACUCCUCACUAUGUGCGCUGCAUUAAACCCAAUGAUCAGAAGGAAGCUUUCCUGUUUGAACCUCGUAGGGCAGUACAACAGUUAAGAGCCUGUGGAGUCUUAGAAACCAUCCGAUUGAGUGCAGCUGGCUAUCCAUCAAGGUGGACGUACCAAGAUUUCUUAAACCGCUACCGAGUUUUGACAUCCUCGAAAGAUAUCAAGCGUUCUGAUCUGAAAACGACCUGCCAAAAAAUAUUGGAAAAUUUAGUUCAUGAAGAAGACAAGUUUCAGUUUGGAAAGACAAAGAUAUUCUUCCGCGCUGGACAGGUGGCCUACUUGGAAAAGCUUAGAGCUGAUAAGUUGAGAGCAUGUGCUGUCAUGAUCCAGAAACACAUCAGAGGAUACUUAUGCAAACACAAGUACAGGCAGAUAAGAAAAACUUGCGUACUCAUUCAGAAGUACGGGAGAGGUCUGCUGGGCAGAAGGUAUACUAUGUUCCUUCGUCAAACAAAGGCAGCCAUCAUCAUUCAGAAAAAUAUUCGUAUGUUUGUUUGUCGCAAUAGAUAUCAGCGCAUAUCUCGAACUGUUCUUGGGUUACAAACUCUUGCAAGAGGUAAAUGGGCAAGACUGAAGUUCGUACACUUGCGAAAGGAGGCUGCUGCUGUCAUCAUACAGAAACAUAUCCGAGGUUUCCUUGCUCAAUCAAAAUACAGAAAAUCACUCAAGUCAAUUAUUGUGGCUCAGUCUGCAGUGAGGAGAUGGUUUGCAAGAAAGGAAUUGAAGAAGUUGAAGAUCGAAGCAAAAAAAGUGGAGCAUGUUAAAAAAUUGAACAAAGGCUUGGAAAAUAAAAUCAUUUCACUACAACAAAAGAUUGAAGAACUUCUUGUUGUAAAUAAGAACCUCCAGACAAAACAAGUGGAUACAAAAGAAGUGACAGCACAAAUGGAACAUGUUAAAGAGUUAGAAACCACAGUUAAGGCUUAUGACAACAGAGUUGCAGAAUUAGUACAAACUGUGGCUUCACUUAAAUCACAAAUAGAAUUGCUCAGAAAUGAGAAAGAAGAUAUUAUAGCGGAGAAAGAUUUGUUAAAACUAGAAAAAGAUGAGAUUGUUGAACAUUUGAACAAGGAUAACAUCAGAUUGAAGGAUGACUUAAAUAAACUGAAUGAAAAGAUCAAAUCACAAGAAAAAAGUGCAAUAGAUGUGCUGGAGAGUGAGAAGCGCCUUCUUCUGGAAGAAUUCUCUGCAGAGCGUGCAGCCUAUCAGAAGCUCCUCAAGGAACAUGCACGACUGGAGCAACGAUUUGAGAACCUUCAGAAUGAAAUGUCGAGGAUACGUGGCUCCUCUGGUGGUCACAAUCGCACUCUCUCCAAUGUCAGCAUCUGCAGCGUUAAGAGCGACGUCACCGCAGAACUCCAUGAUGAGGAUGCUGGCUAUGGAUCUAUCAGAACAAAAGAUAAAGAAGAACAUCGGAAACUGGAAGAUGCACAAUGGGGAAGUCCAGGCGAGGAAGCAAGAGGAGAUUCGGAAGAUUCUACGAAAGAUUUGGUAGAUGUUACUUUGGUGCUCAAACUUCAGCAAAAGUUGAAGACAUUAGAGAGUGAAAAAUCCAGACUCACAAAGAAACUGGAAGACAUUGAAGCUAAAGAAGAAGAUUCGUUGAAAGAAGAGAAAUAUAUUAGGGACACAAUAAGACUUCAAGAUUUAGAAAUGGAGAAUUCAAAACUGAAAAGUGAUAUAGUGAAACUGAGAGAAUCUUUAGCUAAAGAGGAUCCCACAAACAAGGCUCAGGAUCUACUUGAACAAUUUGAAGUAAUGCAAGAAGAACUUGAGAGAAGAAGAGAAGAAUGUAUUCAACUACGAACUAUUCUUGCAGAUCGAAAUCUUCCACUCCCUAUAGGAGGAGGUGAAGUAAUCAAUGAGGAUGGAGAACUUCUCAUGGCAUUUGAAACUCAGAAAAUUAUAAUCAGACAACAAGAAGCAGAAAUACAGUCAGUGAAAAGCGAAUCUCAGAAAGUAGAGAAAGAGCUUAGACAUGAACUUCAAAAGUUACAGGAAGACAAUGAAAGACAACAGAAACUUCUUAGCCAGAAUUUGAAGAAAACUCCUCAGGCUCAAACAGAAGCUAUAUUGCAACAUGAAAUUAAUAGAUUGACUGGUGAAAAUGUGGAUCUUCGAGAAAAAAUCGAUAACCUGACAGAGCAAACCAAAAAAUUUAAAAAGCAAUUGAAAAUUUAUGCAAAGAAAGCAAAAGAUACAGGCAAACCUUCUUCUGCGUCAAUCAGUCCUCACAGUGGUGAACCCAUGGAUAUUGAAGGAGGCAAAGAAAAAACAAAUGACAUGCCCCUCAUAAAGCACAAAGAUGUUGAAUACCUUGGAAUGUUUGAAUACAAGACUCAGGAUGAGCCAACCAUCAUUAAAAAUUUAAUUUAUGAUAUGAAGCCAAAAAUCGCUGCAACUUUAGUACCUGGUUUGCCAGCUUACAUAUUAUUUAUGUGUAUUCGACAUACAGAUUACAUGAACGAUGACGAAAAAGUUAGGAGUCUACUAAAUAACACAGUACAUGGAAUAAAAAGAGUUAUCAAGAAACGGCACGAAGAAUUAGAUUAUUCGAUCGUGUGGCUUGCCAACACCUGUCGGCUUUUGCACAACCUCAAACAGUACAGUGGAGAUAAAGCCUUCCAAAUGGAAAAUACGCCAAAGCAAAAUGAGCAGUGCCUGAGGAAUUUCGAUCUCUCCGAAUACAGGCAGGUGCUGAGUGAUGUUGCUGUCUGGAUCUAUCAAGCUGUCAUCAAACUUAUGGAAGAAAGAGUUCAGCCUUUAAUUGUGCCUGCAAUACUUGAACACGAAGCUAUCCGUGGCAUGUUUGGUAACAAACCAUCAGGUAUGAGAGGCAGAUCAUCUAGCGUUGCAAGAGAGAUUGAGUCACCCGUGGACCCUCAAGCAGCACUUGACACUCUUUUACGAGAGAUGGGUGUAUUCUUUAAAGUACUCAGCAUUCACGGAGUAGAUCCUGAACUUAUAUGUCAAGUGUAUAAACAACUUUUCUACUUUAUCUGUGCUGGUGCUCUGAAUAAUUUACUUCUAAGAAAAGAUAUGUGCCAUUGGUCUAAAGGCAUGCAAAUUAGGUACAACCUGAGCCACUUGGAACAGUGGUUUAGGGAUCAACAUAUGCAAGACUGUGGAGUUAUUGAGACUCUCCAACCCAUUGUGCAAGCGUCUCAACUACUUCAAGCUCGCAAGACAGACGAAGAUAUUCAAAGCGUCUGUGACAUGUGUGAUAAGCUUACUACUUCCCAAAUUAUCAAGAUCCUCAAUUUGUACACUCCAGCUGAUGAAUACGAGACCCGUGUACCUGUGUCCUUUAUUCGCAAGAUACAGGCUUGCCUUCAAAAGCGGGAUGAAGAGAGGCUAGCUGCUGGUCAGUCUCCAGCCAUGGGACCAAGCACUCUUCUUAUGGAUACCAAAUAUGCCUAUCCUAUACGAUUUCCCUUCAAUCCUUCCAACAUUCAACUGGAGGAUAUCGUCAUUCCAGAACUACUAGACCUACACCACCUCUUGAAGAAAGUCUAAAGCUUUUAUUUUGUUAUUCACUACAGUUCAAAGAUUAGUUUAAUGAGUAACAAAAAAUUUUUGAAUAGUUCAAUAAUUUAUUACAUUUUAAGAAUUAAAUAAAACAUUCCCUCUCUCUCUUUUUUUUUUUUU
Molecule: messenger RNA, 5989 nt
Organism: Parasteatoda tepidariorum (common house spider)
Lineage: Eukaryota; Metazoa; Arthropoda; Arachnida; Araneae; Theridiidae
Gene: didum
Product: dilute class unconventional myosin
Biological process (GO): actin filament organization
Cellular component (GO): actin cytoskeleton; myosin complex; membrane
Molecular function (GO): ATP binding; actin filament binding; microfilament motor activity
Source: RefSeq, a predicted model, not a curated record